Hymenoscyphus albidus is the source of this 1587-nucleotide messenger RNA. Lineage: Eukaryota; Fungi; Ascomycota; Leotiomycetes; Helotiales; Helotiaceae. The record is from the annotation of a GenBank genome assembly.
CCUCAGUGUUCUCGAGUUCGUCUGCACUGCACUGCACUGCCGGCCGGCUAAGUCGGCUGGGUGGGGUGGGCACGACCCCGGGAUGACAUGAUCGUCCGUCUGGUAUGUCCACGAGUCCCAAAAGCUUCUUACUCACUACAUUCAAGCAUCCUACCACUACUGGCCUCCACUGUGCCAUUGACUGACGGCCUUCCCCAAAACUCAAUCGAUCGCAUGCAGUCUCUGUCGCUAUCGCCGCCGCCGUCGCCUCUGCCGUAACGACUUUGUCCAUACCAUCCCCUCCAGGCUCAACAAGAAUGCCCGAUCUCGAUUCCUCCGCCCCAACGCAUCCAACGCAUCCAGCCCACCCCUCAUCAUGGAACCCCCACCAUAACUUCGAAUCCGAUGAAGUACCAGAACUCCCCCCUUUCUACUCCCCACGCCCAAUUCCCGUGUCGCGCGCAAUCUCGGAGCUCGACUUAACGUCCAUGAACACUUCGCAUUCAGCGAAUCCUUCCAACGACACUCCUGCUACUCCCACCGAAUCGCCAUCGGAUUCUGAACAAGAAUCCCUUCUCCCUGGUCUUGUAUCGCCCGCCUUCACUCCACCCUCAACACCCGGCAUACAAACACCUUCACAUCCGUCAGCUGCGCAACAUGUCCCAAAGCCAAUUCCGGUCGAUAGCAGUGUGCCGAGUGGGGGGUGUGGACAGAAGAAGCCGAAACUCCUCAAGAAGUUGCCAGAAGUGAAUUGUGUGGUGAGGGCGAGAAUACCAACCACAAUCGGAGGGACAGAGAUGUUCCUCCAUUUAUACCAAAACAACGAGGAUAAUAAGGAGCAUCUGGCAAUUGUCUUUGGGAAUGGAAUACGGAGUCAAAGCCUGAACCGGCCGAGGGACGGGGAAACGGAGAUGGACCGGUUGAUUCGGGGCGCAUACACAGGGAGAUUAUUUCCUGGUCGGACGACCUCACGAAUGCCAGAAAACUCGAAUGAGAAAGGAAAAGGGGUGGCAGCGCCUACUGUACCGCAAGGGGAGCAAAUACCAGAACCUGCGAUGGUGAGGAUACAUUCCGAGUGCUACACAGGCGAAACGGUCUGGUCAGCACGAUGCGAUUGCGGGGAACAACUUGAUGAAGCCGCAAGACUGAUGUCACUUCCGGGCUCUGGUGGAGGAAUUAUAAUAUACCUCCGCCAAGAAGGUCGUGGUAUUGGCUUGGGCGAGAAGUUGAAGGCGUAUAAUUUGCAGGAUCUGGGAUCCGAUACUGUCGAAGCGAACCUACUCCUCAGGCAUCCCGCUGAUGCCAGGAGUUAUGGUCUUGCGACAGCUAUGUUGGAAGACUUGGGACAGAAGGAAAUCAGACUUCUUACCAAUAACCCAGAUAAGGUCAGAGCUGUUGAAGGACCAAAUCGUGAGAUUGUUGUAAAAGGAAGAGUUCCAAUGAUUCCACUGGCCUGGAGAGGGAAGACUGGCGGUAUUCGCAGCGAUGAAGUGGGUGGGUAUUUGAAAACGAAGGUAUAGAGUACCAAUCAAUCCAAGUUUUAGAAAAUCUGCUAAUGCAAAGUUUCAGAUCGAAAAGAUGGGACAUAUGUUAGAAAUGGGGAGUUAA